Emiliania huxleyi CCMP1516 is the source of this 420-nucleotide messenger RNA. RefSeq lists its product as hypothetical. The transcript has 2 exons. NCBI's taxonomy places the organism in Eukaryota, Haptophyta, Isochrysidales, Noelaerhabdaceae. The record is from RefSeq and is a predicted model, not a curated record. The annotation marks the transcript as partial.
GAGCUGCUGGCGGAGGUCGAGGCGGAGAAGCGCGGCAAGGGCAAGAAGGGCAAGAAGAAGAAGAAGGCCGGCGGGAGCGGCGGCGCUGGGCCGUCGCAGGAGUCCGAGGCGCCGGCAGAGGAGGCAGCCGCAGCCAAGCCCGCGAAGCUGGACAGGGAGGGGUUGAUCAGGCUUCUCGAGACGCUCCACGAGGAGCGGAUUCGCCAAGGCGAGGCGCGUCUCGGCGGCCGCUGCGAGGGCGAAGGCGCGGGAGGCAGCCUAGCCCGCGAAGACCAAGAGGUCUGUUGCGUGCUGGCGCGCACUGGCAAUGGCCAAUGCCAAUGGCGGGAAGGGUAUGGAAGCUUGUUCUGCGUGCUGGCAAUACCAAUGCGCAACUGCACGGGGGGAAGAUACUGCUACUGGGGCUCUGGUCUAUGGUGA